CGACAACGUAGAGGUCGGCCUUGCUUGGCUCAAGUAGAGGACGAAGGGGAACCUGCGUAUGUUGGAGGUGUGAAGUGGUGUAGUCUUGCAACGUAAAGUGCAACACGUCGCUCAUUGAAUGUGCUUCAAUGCCUUCAGCAGCUCGCCACACGGUCUCCCUUGCUUCUCUACCGUAUCCUCCGCAUCCGAACCGUGCCUAGCUGCUCAUCCGCGAGGGAACUAGCGCAGUCCCGAGAAGGUGAGGCAGGAUGAGCUCGCACACAACGUCCAGAAGCAGAGGGAUCGGCAUAAUGCUCCUGCAACAUAUCCACCACGCGGGGAGGAGGUCUCUCACUAGCAGCGCUAGUGUGGCAAGGUCAGCAGCACAGGGCCAGACGCCAAAGGUGGUUCUGUACACCGGAACGGAUUGCUCGCUGUGCGACGUGGUCAAGGCCACACUCGAGGAAGUCAGGAAAGAGAUCCCCUACGAAGUACAAUACUACAACAUUCGUGAUGACUCGUUGCCGGACGUACACAAGUACAGAAGAUUAUACCAGUACGACAUUCCAGUCAUACACCUCAACGGCCAAGCAAAAAUGUCUGCAGCACAGGAGGCUUUCAAGCGAUACGUCGAGGUUGGACGUGUGGUCCUGAUCAACCAGGGAGAGAGCGAGGGAAAGCUGGCUGUCAUCGUUGAGAUCGUGGACCACAACAAGGCCAUUGUCGACGGUCCCUCCACUGGUGUUGCCCGCCAGGUCAUCCGAUACAGGUACACCACCCUGACUCCCUUCGUCGUACCUGGUCUUCCCCGAGGAUCUGGCUCGACAACUGUCAAGAAGUUCUUCGACAAGUCGGACGUGAACGAGAAGUGGGCAAAGAGCGCCUGGGCCAAGAAGAGGCAAGCGCAGAAGGCCAAGAGGGAGACCUCGGACUUCGACCGCUUCAACAUCAUGCUGCUCAAGAAGCAGAGGAGGUUCCUUGCACAGAAGGCUGCUGCCAAGCAGGCCAAGGCAUAGAUGAUUGGUUCUUGCUAGUUACAGAGCGUCAUGUACAUCGCUUCACUCUCGAGCUCGUCAAUUUUGUUUACCAGUCGACCCCGCUGAGUGCAGUGACAGGCGCUUCUUGGAGUACCGUCCCCUACACCGCCCCUGUCCCAGCCCCCCAUCGUGUACCAUCAGCACCGCCAUCGAUUCGAUUGAUUGAUUAGCACAUCACUUACCGACCCAAGUAGACCCC
Microstroma glucosiphilum is the source of this 1215-nucleotide messenger RNA. RefSeq lists its product as hypothetical. NCBI's taxonomy places the organism in Eukaryota, Fungi, Basidiomycota, Exobasidiomycetes, Microstromatales, Microstromataceae. Bases 249 to 995 code for a protein of 248 amino acids. Gene Ontology annotation, biological process: translation; ribosomal large subunit biogenesis. Gene Ontology annotation, molecular function: RNA binding; structural constituent of ribosome. The transcript has 4 exons. Gene Ontology annotation, cellular component: cytosolic large ribosomal subunit; ribosome. The record is from RefSeq and is a predicted model, not a curated record.